Brachypodium distachyon (stiff brome) is the source of this 1801-nucleotide messenger RNA. Its product is annotated as GDSL esterase/lipase At4g10955. NCBI's taxonomy places the organism in Eukaryota, Viridiplantae, Streptophyta, Magnoliopsida, Poales, Poaceae. The record is from RefSeq and is a predicted model, not a curated record. The transcript is spliced from 2 exons. The coding region runs from base 390 to 1541 and encodes 383 amino acids.
AUCAUGCAAGUACCUCAUUUAUGCACAUUCUGUGCUAGUGGCAGUUUCGUUUAGAUGCUUCUCGUCGACGUUGAGCGUAUCUUUCUGUAGCGCAAGGAUGAGACUGAUUGGCAUCCCCCAAAAGCUGGCGAAUCGUGUGCGCCUUAACUGUAAUCCACUGGUUCUAACUUAGUAUAGAAAUGCGCGACUGAGGAAAAAGGAAGCAGGUUCCAUAUUCCGGCCUGAGCCUGAUGAUGGAACAAAGACAAGGGUAAAAAGUUCCAAGGCGCUUUCUCCGAUUCUUUUCAGCUGGAAGCAAUCAAUUCUUGCCCAGGCUGCAUAUCAUUCGGCGUCGGUCCUAACCGUUUCAGCACUGCCUUGCUCGCGACUUCACAGUGGAGGAAGGAACGAUGGCCAAGCCGGCGGCGAACCAGAAAGCCAGUGAUACGGCGACGACGGCGGCGCCUGCUGUGGCAAGUCCGUUCGAGUUCCAUGUGUACGGCCCCCGCAAGCUGUCGUGCACGAGCUGGCGAGAUCUCCUUAGCUCAAGCUGGAAGAACCCCAACUACCGGCGGAUGGCGAUCGCGUGCUUCAUCCAGGGAGCGUACCUGCUGGAGCUGGACCGUCAGGAGAAGCGCGACGCCCGCACCGCGCUGGCCCCGCAGUGGUGGCGCCCCUUCAAGUACAGGCUCGUCCAGCCGCUCGUCGACGAGCGCGACGGCUCCAUCUACGGCGCCGUCCUCGAGUGGGACCGCCAGGCGGCGCUGUCGGACUACAUCCCGUUCCGCCCCGCCCGAGCGCCCGCGGCCGUCGUGGCGCUGCGCGGGACGCUGCUCAGCGCGCCCACGUUCCGCCGCGACGUCGUGGACGACCUCCGGUUCCUGGCCUGGGACAGCCUCAAGGGCUCCGUCCGCUUCGCGGGCGCGCUGGCGGCGCUGCGGGGCGCGGCGCGAAGGUUCGGGGCCGGCAGCGUGUGCGUGGGCGGGCACUCGCUGGGCGCCGGGUUCGCGCUGCAGGUGGGGAAGGCGCUGGCCAAGGAGGGCGUCUUCGUGGAGUGCCACGUGUUCAACCCGCCGUCCGUGUCGCUGGCCAUGAGCCUCAGGGGGUUCGCCGAGACGGCCGGCGAGCUGUGGGGCCGCGUGCGCGCGUGGAUCCCCUACGCGGGCGGCGGCGGCACCCAGCAAGCCGCUGCGGAUGCCGAUGGCGGCGAGAGCGAGGCCAAGGCGUCGCUGGCGCGGGCCGGGAUGGGGAAGUGGCUGCCGCACCUGUACAUCAACACCAACGACUACAUCUGCUGCUACUACAGCGACGCGGCGAGCGGGACGGCGACCGUGGCGGUCGGCGGCGGGGGCGGCGGGAAUGGCGGCAGCAAGGCUGCAGGGGUGGCGAGGAUGUUGGUGGUGUCCAAGGGGCCGAGCAAGUUCCUGGCGGCGCACGGGCUGGAGCAGUGGUGGGCCGAUGACGUCGAGCUGCAGGUGGCGCUCAACCACAGCAAGCUCGUCGACCGCCAGCUCAGAUCGCUCUACGCGCCGCCGCCGGCUGCAACGGGCGCCGGCACUUAGCUUGUGUGCCACCGGUGGUGUUUUAUACACAAGACUUUAAUCUUCCAGUUUAUGCAUAAAAAAAAAUGAACAGUGCUACACUGUCACCGUUGUCGUCGAGGACGAGAAGGUUUGGGGUGAUAAUGCUACACAAGUCGAACGGUGGUGUUUCAUGGAAAUUUGCAGGUGGAUGAGAUGUAGCAUAACCAACAUUCAUGAUUUUCAACUCAGUUUGGCAUCCCUCCGUUAAUGGAAAUCUAAUUUUUGAUAGGAUUUUAUUC